This is a messenger RNA of Prosopis cineraria, 785 nucleotides long. Its product is annotated as PLAT domain-containing protein 3-like. Bases 1 to 564 code for a protein of 187 amino acids. The record is from RefSeq and is a predicted model, not a curated record. Gene Ontology annotation, molecular function: protein binding. NCBI's taxonomy places the organism in Eukaryota, Viridiplantae, Streptophyta, Magnoliopsida, Fabales, Fabaceae. The transcript has 2 exons.
AUGUAUAGCUCUAUAAAAAGGGAUAUAAGUUGUUUCAGCUCCUCACCCCCAUCAGUACAAUCACAAACUAAACAAAUGGCUCUCAGAGUUGCAUCGUCUUCUUUUCUUUUUCUACUCUCACUGCUCAUCAGCUUUGUUGCAAUCGCUAAAUCUGAUUGCAGGUACAUUGUGAGAGUGAAGACAGGAGAUCGCAAAGAUGCAGGAACGGACUCCAUGAUCAGCCUCAGGUUAUCAUCUCCUAGCAAUAGCUUUACCGUCAACAACCUCCGAGAUUGGGGCAUCAUGGGACCUGGUCAUGAUUACUUUGAGCGAGGCAACCUCGAUGUGUUCAGCGGCACGGGUCCUUGCCUCGGCGUUUGCGCCAUCACCGUCACGUCCAAUGGCGAAGGAAACAAGCCAGGAUGGUACUUGGAUUACGUGGAAGUCACUUCCACUGGGCCCAAGGUAGCUUUCGUGGUGAACCAGUGGCUAGCUCUUGAUGAAUGGCCAUAUCAUCUCUAUGCCAGCGUGAACUUAUGCUCCCGCGCCCAGCUAAUCAAGAUGGCAUCAGAUCAGGAUUCUUGAGUUUGACUGCGCUCUCUCUACUGUGAGACCAUGCUAAAUUUCUGAAAUCUCAAUAUGUAUUCGGCUUUUGUUGGUGUGUUGUGUUUUAUGUAAUGUAUACUAAAAUCUGAAUAUGUAUUUGGCUUUUGUUGGUGUGUUGUGUUUUAUGUAAUGUACGUAUGUCUUUGUCGUGUGUCCCUUCACUUCAAUAAUAGCGUGCCCUCGUGGUGCAAGCUUGUCUA